AUGAUUGAUGCAGCGAGUGGAGGUGCAUUAGUUGAUAAAACUCCGGAGCAAGCCCGAAAUUUGAUUGCUAAUAUGGCGCAGAAUACACAGCAAUUCGGUCUCAGGAGGUCCGAUUUGGGUAAACGAAUGGAUGAGGGCCAGUCGAGUAUGAUGGAGGCUCAGUUAGCUAAUUUAACGGCUAUGGUAGGUAAAUUGAUGACUGGAGGUAAUGCGAAAGCUUCACUAUGUGGCAUUUGUUGUUUGGAAGGACAUACCACAGAUAUGUGUCCGACAUUACAGGAAGGGGAAGCUAACGCCGUCUUUCCAAAUCAGAGAAGAUAUCAAAACCGAGCCACACCUCCGGGAUUCGAGCAGCAAAAUUCCCGACAAUAUAAUUCGUCACAACAACAAACCAACCAUCAAAAUCUUAGUGCUGAAACUAAGACUCAUACCAUGCUUGAACAAAUGAUGAAGAUGAUGGUUGACCAGAAGAAGGAAACCGAUGGAAGAUUUCAGUCUUUGGAAUCGGCAGUGAAGCAAUUGCAAACCAGAGCCUCGUCGACCGAUGUUAAUCUUGGGAACUUACAAGCACAGGUAAAUAAUCGGUUACCGUCACAGCCUAUGGCAAAUCCGAGGGAUAAUGUCAGUGCUAUAACCUUGCGAAGUGGGAAGGAGUUGAGAUCGUCACUAAAGAAAGCCCAAAACAGCGAUGAGGUAGACAAAACUGAGGUAAGAAAGGUCCAAUUUAGUGAUAUUGAAGAGGAAAAUUUAGCCUUGCCAAAGGCUGAUUUACAACCGUCGCAAGCAGCUCCAAAGGAAGCAGGGAAAUCACAUUCACAACAGUCCACUGCUUUGCACGAUGUAGCGAAUUUUGAGCAAGAAACAGGGGUUCCCGAGCUUCAAGCACAAACAGGUCAGAACGAUAAUAACCAACCUCGGUCUUAUGUGCCGAAGGCGCCAUUUCCACAGUGUUUGAGGAAGGAAAAGUCAGACGACGUCAAUGCUGAAAUUCUAGAGACUUUCCGUAAGAUUAGUCUAGGCGAAAAUGUCUCUGCUGUAUUUCAAAAGAAACUUCCUAUUAAAUGUAAAGAUCCUGGAAUGUUUUCGAUACCUUGUAAGAUAGGAGACCUUAAACUUGAUAGAGCUAUGCUUGAUUUGGGAGCUUCUAUAAAUGUCAUGCCUAGGAGUAUCUACGAUAAAGUUCAAUUAGGUGUAUUAAAAGACACGGGACUGAUAAUUCAACUUGCAGAUAGAAGUAAUGCCUACCCUGAUGGCGUUUUAGAAGAUGUUCUGGUGCAAGUGAAUGAGUUAGUUUUUCCAGCUGAUUUUUAUGUUUUAGACAUGGAAGCUAGUGAUAAAUCAGUUGAUGUACCCUACUCUUAG
This is a messenger RNA of Gossypium raimondii (Peruvian cotton), 1362 nucleotides long. RefSeq lists its product as uncharacterized. The transcript has 3 exons. The record is from RefSeq and is a predicted model, not a curated record. The coding region runs from base 1 to 1362 and encodes 453 amino acids. NCBI's taxonomy places the organism in Eukaryota, Viridiplantae, Streptophyta, Magnoliopsida, Malvales, Malvaceae.